CUUCUCAGUGUCCAUAGAGAGAAAAUUCCUGCCACGUGUUAUCCAGAGACAUUAAGUCCUAUUCUUCUUUCACAGGCCGAUCCGAAGGAGCUGAUUCGACUGGUCACGCAGCAUGUCUCCUCAUAUUCGGCCUGGCCAGAGGAGCUGCAGAAGCUAAUCAGCCAGCUGUACGUGUACAAUGAGCGCCUGACAGACUUCACUCAGGCUCAGGUGUUGCAGGGCCUGGGCCGGGGAGUGGACGUGCAGCGCUUCAGCUCUGACUUGGAGUACAAGAAAAACACUAUUCUCGGCCUCACAGAGACACUGGAUGACAGCGUGUACAGGAUUGCUUUAUCCCUGGCAAAGCGUUACUCCGUCCCUCUGUGGGAGGUCUACAUGACCCACCUCGAGUUCCUCUUUACAGAAAGCAGUCUUUCCACUGAAGAAAUCGAAAGUCGGAGUAACUCCCUCAAACUGUUUGACACUUUGAAAAGAGACCCGGAGGCCUUUUGCAGCCACAUGACCAAAUAUGUUCUGCCCACUGUGGAGGGAAGUGACCUGGGCCGCCUUCUCUACUACUACACCUUAAUAGACGCUGCAGGCUGUGAGCCUUAUGUGACCACCAUCAUAAAACCAGACUCUCACGUCAAACUGCUGAAGAAGCUUCGUGCCGUUGCCAAAGGUAUGUUUUGGGAUUUUUUGUUUGUUUGUUUGUUUCUAUUGGAUGAUGUGCUGGUGAACUAUAUAUAUUCUUCUUUUGACUUUUUCAUGUUUUCUUACUUUACAACCAUAGGCUUCAGUGGAUUUUGUUGAUAUUUUGACUGAUGA
Molecule: messenger RNA, 807 nt
Organism: Poecilia latipinna (sailfin molly)
Lineage: Eukaryota; Metazoa; Chordata; Actinopteri; Cyprinodontiformes; Poeciliidae
Product: neuroblastoma-amplified sequence-like
Exons: 3
Biological process (GO): retrograde vesicle-mediated transport, Golgi to endoplasmic reticulum
Cellular component (GO): Dsl1/NZR complex
Molecular function (GO): SNARE binding
Source: RefSeq, a predicted model, not a curated record